AGAGAGAGUGCGGUGCAGACACCGGCUUGACUGUGCUACUGAGACAUUUCUUCAUGGUAUCUGAGAAAUGUUCCUGUUGAAGGGAAAUUGUUCAUCUUCUGUCUUCUGUAGAGAAGCACGGUUUGCCCCGGUGUGCCUGCAGGGAUUUGGGCUCAUUCACUGACUGCCGGCAUUUCUGACCCCUCUCCAUUUCUGGACCCUCCCCCACACUGCCCUCUGACUCACCUGAGAAAAGACAGCAGAAGACCUGCAGAUCCCUCCCCUCAGAAUAGUGCUCAUUUACCUGGAGAGAGAAAGAGAGAGAGGACGUACGAGAUACAGGAUGGACAACAGCUAUGCUCUCUAUCACACUGCGCUUUCAGCUUAACUCACUUCUGGUUUGGAGAAGAGACGCAGAGAGGAGCGCGAAGACCAACUUCUGCUCCCCUGGAUUAGAAUUCACGGAGAGCUGGUCCUGAUCGCAGGAGCGAGGCUUAAGGAUGAUCUUAGGAAGCAUCAACCGAGCGGGGCCUGUCCCUACAUUUCUGCGGACCCCCACCGUCAUCCAGCCUCAUCUGGAUAUGAAGCCCUUCCUGCAGUUCCCAAUGGAGACUCCUCCGCACAGCGUUGGGCUCUUCCACAACUUCAAUGCGAUGGAUCCUGUUCAGAAGGCAGUGAUCAACCACACCUUUGGAGUCCCAUUGGUGAAGACCAAACGGCCAAUCAUUUCUUGCAAUGUCUGCCAGAUCCGCUUCAACUCUGAGAGUCAGGCAGAAGCUCAUUACAAGGGGAAUCGUCAUGCUAGGAGAGUGAAGGGCAUUGAGACCUCCAAGAGACCCGCAAGAGACACGCAAGAGAAUGACAAAACUCCUCCUGGCCCUGUCUCUUGCCCUUCACCUACCGGAGCCUUGCCGACCAUCCCAGACACUGACCCCAGCAAAACAGAUGAGACACGGCCAGAGCCACAGUUAAAUGGACCCGCGGUGGCCCCGGGGUCCAUGACAGUUUCCAAUCCACCAACCCCAGAGUCCCCUGGUCCUUCUGCCUGUCCCCUUCUGCCCACCCCUACUACACCACAACCACCUCCGGCCAACUCUUCGUCCCCCAGCUGUGGCUCUUCAAACCCAGAGCAGGCAGGCACCGGGGCCCCUGGGGCUCCAUCAGUCACUCCCAGCAACCCUGAGACCGAAGAGGACAAAGCCAAGAAGCUGCUUUACUGCUCACUGUGCAAAGUGGCCGUCAAUUCACUCUCCCAGCUGGAGGCCCACAAUAAAGGCACUAAACACAAAACCAUUCUGGAGGCCCGCAGUGGACUGGGCCCCAUUAAGUCGUACCCACGAAUAGGUCCGAAGCCCAGCGGGGAGCAAGGAGGCGGAGACACAGACCCCAAUACUCAGGAACGCACCUUCCACUGUGAGAUCUGCAAUGUGCGGGUCAACUCAGAACUGCAGCUUAAACAGCACAUAUCAAGUCGAAGGCAUCGGGACGGCGUUGCAGGAAAGCCAAACCCUCUCCUGAGCCGACACAAGAAGCAUAGGGGAGCUGACCUUGCGGAUCUCACCAAAGCAUUAGGCGCCGGCCUCCUGCCAAGUCCCCUAGCUGUUGCUGCAGCGAUGGCAGCAGCCGCCUCCUCUAAUCCACUGGCUCUCAGAGCAGCAGCCCCCGCCCCCCAUCCGCAUCAUCACCUCCUACAGCCUCCGCAUCUCAGCCAUGCCAUCUUAAGACCAGCUCCAGGGCCUAUUCGCACCUCACACGGGCCAAUCCUGUUUUCACCGUACUGACUCCGCCCUCACCCCCCUUAGCCAAUCACAGCCAGUCCGGAGCCUCACCUCCUAAAGCACACUGUGAAGACGACAAAAAAAUAUAGCGAAACACCACAGCAACGACAAGAAUCGGCUCAUCAACAAUAACGUCAAUCAUCAAAGCAAGCAGAAGGGGGCGCAAAUUGAGAGCAACCAAGAAGGAGGGUGUGACUGGCGUUCCAACCCUCUUUCCAUCACCCUUAACUGCCUCCUCCAUCAGUGUGCGUUCGUUUGGAUCGAGUGAUUAGUUCAUCGGUGGAUAAAUGGACAAAUGGAAGGACUGCUGGAAUAGAGCAAUAUUGUAUGCUGAGUGCAUCUGACGUCCUUGUUCCUUCCCACUAUUUAUACUCAUACUGUGAGGUAGCAGCAGUCCUGUCGUAGCCAGACAUGCUGGAUUGAGUUACGAAACUUUCUAGAGACCCCAAAAAACACACGGUUAAAUGUUUCUGUACCUGUUGUUCUGAAUCAAUACACCCUCGACCCUAUGCACCUUGAGAAACCGUGUUACAUCAGUAAGCUUCUCGUAGUAUUUGCUGUAUUCAACGUGUCCUGUCUGGCUUUGGCGUCUCUGCAAGAAGAAAUGACCACAGUCUCAAUUGCAGUUCCACCAUGUCAAGACUUAGAUCAGGGGAUUGUGGGAAAGCUGCCCGAAUCUUUCCGAUUGCUGGCUCGCAUUGAGUAUGAGAAGCUCAGAUGGUGUUGUCGUAAAGCUGACUUCACACAGUAGCAUCUCUCUAGAGAAAUGGAAAGAUGCAGAAGAGAUACUCGAGAUCGCUUUUAAAUCCGUUAACACAAGGAGCAACCGUCUGAAAAACCCCAGACCCCUGUCUUAGAUCUUAGAAAAAUCAGUAGACGUCUAUUUAUUCUAUUGUGUAGCGUAGUUUAGUCCAGUACAUCCAAGCUGGUUGACUUCUGAAAAUUUUCCGAAGUGAAAUAUGUACGUAGAGGAUGAUGUAACUGCUGGUAGAUGCUGAAAUAAGACGGACGGGUUCUUUGAUUCUCAGAGAAAGGCAACAAACCUAAGCACACACUUGGACUAACAGUAUAUACAGGCUCCUCUGUUCAUUCUAUCUCUGUAUGUUCGGUGGACAUUAUGCAACCCCAAGCAAUACGCCUCCUCCCCCUUCUGUCCAACUUCUGCGUUCAGUGUCACAAGACGCCUGCAUCCUGACAAAAAAACUGACACCGCAGGUCAGCUACUCCAGCGGACACAUAAGAGCGAAAUGACGAAAGCGAAGACGCAGAGGAGGUCAGAGGACAUGACUGUGCAAUCUCCCCUUUUUUGGUAUGAACUUCCUGUCUUGAAUCUAAAGCCAUGCAAUGCAUAUUAUUAUUUUAGUUUUUUUAUUAUGAUCAAUUGUUGUUUUUUUUGUUUGUUUUCAUAGCACACGGUUUUGUUGAACAAAUAUUGUUGUGAAAAUUCUGACGAAAAAAAAGAAAAAAUGAGAACAAAAUGAAAAAACAAGAAUAUUUUUCUAUGGAAGAUUGAAAACCUGCACUCGGGUGGGAUUGAAAUGCGUCCUAUAUGUUGUGGAAAAUACAUCUGGAGGAAGUGGAGUUCACAAAUGGAUAAACAUCAAACUAAGGCCUGCCGUGUUGGUGGUCUUCCAUUGACUAGCAAAGUGCGACGAUGUCUUACUGUUGUUUGGAUAUUGCAAUGCAAUAAGCAAUUGAAUUAUGUCAUUUGUUGUAGAAGAGCAUUUCUAAAUGGUUCUGUAUGGCUGCUAAUAGGCCUCCAUGUUCUUCCACAGAGAAACAGUAAAUUAGCCUUUUCAGUACAAAAAGCUGGGAGUUUAAAAGCAAGAAAGGGACACCCAUGGGGACAGACCCUUCAUAUUAAAGGGUCUUCUCUCAUCUCGGAGCGAGGGACAGGGUACAGUAUAUCUGAACGCAAACAAUGUGUAGUCAGCCAUAGCCUUUGCGUAUGUAGCUUAGUUCACAUUUUUGUUUGUUUGUGGCAUUGUUUGCAUUGUGUGGGAAACGUCAUGGUAAUGCCAUUACUUCAUGCUAACCGUUGUUAGCAUCCACCAUUGUGCUUUGAUGGAACUUUACCUCUAUUUCUCAUUAGUUAUCAAGGCACUAGUAAGGGUGCUGUAAUUUCAUGUCAGUGUGUAUCGUGUCGUGUCAUGUGCAUAUAGCGUCCAAUACUUAUGAUGAGAAGAAUCUGCCUUGAAGGGAUCGACUUUACCAUAAAAACAGAAAACUUCUGUCAUUUGCUCACUCUCUGUGUCAUUACAAAGCUUUUUUAUGCAGCUAUUACACAUUAUAAAAAUAAAAUAAGUCACAGUACAACAAAAAUGGACCUCACAAAAUGAUGAAAAAUACAGAUGUGCAACAUAUCAAACUGAAAUCAUAUUGCUGAGUUUAUGUACUAGAGGUACAUAUCAAUUUAUAAGAGACACACUUUCAUGGCAAUUAUUGAGAACUGAAGGCUAAUUUACACAGAUUAGCAAAUUUCUGUAAGAUCUGGUUAUGGCUGUAGCUUCAUGCAUCUUUCCUUCAAAAAGAAAAUAUUACAUUUUAAUAAAAUAAUAAAUAAAAAUCCUGCAAAACUCCACCAUCAUAUGGGAAAUAUUUUUUUCUGCCCAAAUUUAGCUGUUAAAUGUUUAAAAACCAGACAAAUUAAUAUUCAACAAAAUCAUAUGAUCUCAAAGCUUAUAACAGAUCUGUCUUUUUAACCCUCACCUUCCUACAUGCUUUUCAGCUUUUCCUUUUAAAUUCUUUUUGUCUAAACUAGGCAUGAGCCAGUAUAAGAUUGAACACAAUAUAUUUUAUUUUAAGAAACACUUUCAAUAUUUUGGAACAGUAAACAUGUCAAUCUAAAGUUUCAUUCAUUUUCUUUUCGGCUUAGUCCCUCUAUUAAUCAGGGGUUGCCAAAGCGGAAUGAACCAACAACUUAUCCAGCAUAUGUUUUACACAUCGAAUGCCCUUCCAGUCGCAACCCAACACCGGGAAACACCCAUACAUGCUUACAUUUACACUCGUACACUACGGCCAAUUUAGUUUACUCUAUUUACCUAUAGAGCAUGUCGUUGGACUGUGGGGGGGAACCGGAGCACCCGGAGGAAACCCACGCGAGUCUAAAGUUUCAAAAACUCAGAUUUCCUUCUAACUUAAAAGGGCAUCUUUGGUUAUCUAGCUUUUCUUUGGAUAUAAAGUAAGUCUCUGCACAGGUCAGGUCUAAAGCAUGCUUGGAUGCUGUUUUAUAAGCGAUUUGUUUCUCAAAUAUAUCCUGAAUCGUGGGCUGACCAGUAGCUUUUGAUGUUAAGGGUCCAUUUCUUCUGGAGAUACUGCUGCCCUAAAGUACUAAAUUAAAUAGUCAUAAAAAAAACACGUAAAAAAACAACAACUUACAAAUACCUUAAGAACGGUAUAAAAGAAAAAAAUGUAGCGAUUUUAAAACUGACUUUUCCAAAUCACAGUAAACCUUGAAACCGGUAAUCCUCCGGUGCCUAGUCUAAACCGGAACAUAUCUAUUUAUAAUAUGCACAUAUCACAUUGGGGGUUAAGGGUCUAUCAUAUUAAAAAUAUAUUUUCCUAUGAGGAACCUACUAUUGCACUUUAUUGUUUAAGACAAAAAGGGGACUUAAUGUUAAAAAAAGUUGUUUCACUCCACCCAACAAAGAUGCACGAAGUAUAAAAAGGCUGGAAAAAUCUAACGUUGCAAUAUUUUGUUAUUCUGCGAUAUACAGUUGAAGUCUUUUAAUUAUUACUUUAUAUACUUCUGAUUAUAAGCCCCCCUGAAUUAUUAGCCCAUCUUGUUUAUUUUUUUCCCCAAUUUCUGUUUAACAGAGAGAAGAUUUUUUCAACACAUUUAUAAACAUUACAGUUUUAAUAACUCAUUUCUAAUAACUGAUUUAUUUUAUCUUUGCCAUGAUGACAGUAAAUAAUAUUAGACUAGAUAUUUUCCAAGACACUUCUAUACAGCUUAAAGUGACAUUUAAAGGCUUAACUAGGUUAAUUAGGUUAACUAGGCAGGUUAGAGUAAUUGGGCAAUUUAUUGUAUAAUGAUGGUUUAUUCUGUAGACUAUCGAGAAAAAAAAUAGCUUAAAGGAGCUAAUAAUUUUGACCUUAAAAUUGUUUUUAAAAAAUUAAAAACUGCUUUUAUUCUGGCCGAAAUAAAACAGAUAAGACUUUCUCCAGAAGAAAAAAUAUUAUCAGACAUACUGUGAAAAUUUCCUUACUUUAAUAUUUAAAAAAAUAUUAAUAUUUAAAAAAAUACAAUAAAAUUCAAAAGGAGACUGAUAAUUCUGACUUCAAAUGUAUAUCGUGAUAUGACUACAGUUUCACCAGAUAUUUGGAAAGAACUGAUCGUUUUAGACCGAUUGGGAUGAUUCUGUAGAAAAGUGCAUCUGCAUGAAAUCUUAUAAACAAAUCUACAAACAUAGAUAACUACUACAGUAAAUAAAAAAAUACUAUUGAAAUAAAGUGUUUUAUCGUUUUUCCUACAAUUUUAACUGUGCAAUUUCUUAUCCCUGAAUUCUUUUAAAAAUCAUUAUACAGUCACAGGCCUCAAAAAAAACACAAACUUAAUAUAAAUAUUGCAUAUCAUGAGAUGUGACUAUUAGGAAUGAUCACAUUGCAAUAUCGAUGCUGAAACGAUAUAUUGUGCAGCCUAUAAAAAUAGUUGAUGAUUCUUGUGUGAUGUCUGUUUUCAUAUCUAAAUUUUCUGACCCAAACGUAACUGUUUUUGUCUAUAUUCUAUGACCCUCUUUACACUGAGGGUGAGUAAAUAAUGACAGAGUUUCCAUUUUUUAGGUAACCCAUACCUUUAAACUGCCCAUUUGCGAUCAGCUGUUUCUAUCCCAAACCUAAAUAUCAAAACAAUCAGUGGACAGUGAUUCCAGCUGAUUUCAGAUGAGCGUUUUGGGAGAACAACACUAUACGCACUGACACAUGCUGUAGUCUGAAACCAGGUGUUCAAUGGCCCAUUGAAAACACAUGAGGUGAUAAAGCCAUCACAGUCCACAGUCCCAUCCGUCAACACUGUAAAGACCAUGUUCAUCCUGUAGUCAGAGCAAUGUCAUCACUGUACAGAAUUGUCUUUGGUAGAUUUAUUCAACCUUUCAGGGCAGGUGUAAUGUUAGUUGGUGAAGUCUAUUUUAGCCUUAGCCUUAUUCCACCCCAGGCCUCUCCAGGAGCAGAUGCGCAAGGAGAAGCUUUGGUCAAACCUCGUCUUGCCAAUAAAGUUAUUUUUCAACUAAAUUGUCAGAUGGGAAAACAGUAUGUGUGAUGGAACGUAGCAAUAUUCAACUCAUACUGGCUACUCUUGUUUAUUGCAAUAAGGAAAUCAACCAAUAGAUGCAUAUGUGAGUAAAAUAUUAUAGAUGUAAUUUAAAUCAAACUGAAAACUAUGGAAAUACCUGGUAUCGGAGAAACUUGGAGUUACCAUGGGGAAAAAAGAGGGGGGAAAUCAAUGUCUAUAAAUCAAUAAAGAAUAUUAAAACUCA
This is a messenger RNA of Danio aesculapii, 7231 nucleotides long. It is a transcript of the gene znf385a, whose product is annotated as zinc finger protein 385A. NCBI's taxonomy places the organism in Eukaryota, Metazoa, Chordata, Actinopteri, Cypriniformes, Danionidae. Gene Ontology annotation, cellular component: nucleus. The coding region runs from base 480 to 1760 and encodes 426 amino acids. The transcript is spliced from 8 exons. The record is from RefSeq and is a predicted model, not a curated record. Gene Ontology annotation, molecular function: nucleic acid binding; zinc ion binding.